AUGAAAAUUAACACCAUAUACCAUAAGCCAGAAGAAAUUUGUAAGGAGAGGAAAAAGGAUGUUGAGUAUGUGAGCUUUGCCAAGGAUGAAGUCUACCAUCCGUUUAUGAGGGAAAGGGAGUUUGUGAGGGCACUUAAUGCAACUAAGAUUGAAAGGAUGCUAAGUAAGCCAUUCGUCACUGCACUGUCCUACCACAAGGAAGGGAUACAUGUGCUUGCAAGGCAUUUUCAGCAGGCCUUAUUUGCAUCUGGAAGUUUCGACAACCAGGUGGUUUUAUGGGAUAUGGACCAGAAAAGUGCCCUUAAGAGAUUUGAGUGCAACAGUUCGAUAAAAGGGCUUGGAAUGGACAUUGAAGGAAAUUUAUAUGCUGGGCAGGAAAAAACGGUUAAGAAGCUGGGAGACGAGCAAACGUAUCGCUGUGAUUCUGAGGUGGUAGGGCUAGACAUAAUGGGAACGCUGAAUGUAGGGACCACCAAGGGUGUAGAGAUAUUUGACAUUGAAAGAGACUUUUCAAAACAGCAGAUAGGCACAAGGUAUCCCUUAUGCAUAAGCACUAGUCCUGUGCUAACAAACAUAAUAGGAGUUGGAGAGCAAGGAGGCCUUUCAUUAUUUGACAUCAGGAUUGGAAAGGUGAUCCAUUCUGUAACUGUGGGGAGUAGGACUAAUGAUAUAUCAUUUAGUCCGAUGGAUGGACAUAUAUUUGUAUCAGGAAAUGAAGACUUCUGUGCCUAUCUCCAUGAUAUAAGAUAUCUCGACGAGCCCAGUGGAAUAUAUAGAGGACAUGGAAAUGCAGUUGUCUCUGUGGAAUUCAAUCCUUCAGGGACUGAGAUAGCAACUGGGAGCUUCGAUAAAACAAUCAGAAUCUUCGAUGUCAAUGAAAGGAAGAGUAGAGACACAUACUAUAACAAGAGAAUGCACAAUGUAUUUGGCGUGAAGUAUUCCCACGACUCCCAAUUUAUUGUUUCAGGAAGUGACGACGGGUCGAUAAGAGUGUGGAAGAGCUAUGCUUCAAAAAAGUUGGGAGCAUUGAGCAAGAGAGAAAAAGAAGCCCUUAGGUAUUCUGAGGCACUGAGGGAAAAAUACAAGGAGGUUGGGGAAAUAAGCAGAAUAUCUAAGCAUAGAUUCUUACCCAAGCCGCUGAAGAAUACGCUCAAGAGAAUUCAUGAGUCCUAUAAAGCUACAGAGAGGAAGAGGAAGGCCAGGGAAUCUGAAAUAAAGGAUUUAUAG
Molecule: messenger RNA, 1227 nt
Organism: Encephalitozoon hellem ATCC 50504
Lineage: Eukaryota; Fungi; Microsporidia; Unikaryonidae
Product: Sof1 domain-containing U3 snoRNP protein
Exons: 1
Coding region: 1-1227 (408 amino acids)
Biological process (GO): maturation of SSU-rRNA from tricistronic rRNA transcript (SSU-rRNA, 5.8S rRNA, LSU-rRNA)
Cellular component (GO): small-subunit processome; nucleolus
Molecular function (GO): protein binding
Source: RefSeq, a predicted model, not a curated record